Linum trigynum is the source of this 1152-nucleotide messenger RNA. The record is from the annotation of a GenBank genome assembly. NCBI's taxonomy places the organism in Eukaryota, Viridiplantae, Streptophyta, Magnoliopsida, Malpighiales, Linaceae.
AUUCUGCAGGGGCUGCACGCUGCAGAGGUGGAGAAGAGGCACCAGAUCUAUGGCCACAACGAGUUGGAGAAGCAUGAAGGGACGUCUAUUUGGGAAUUGAUAGUGGAGCAAUUCAAGGACACUUUAGUUAGGAUAUUGUUGGCCGCUGCCGUCAUAUCUUUUGUUUUGGCGUGGUAUGAUGGGAAAGAAGGUGGCGAGAUGGAGAUCACGGCUUUCGUGGAGCCGUUGGUGAUUUUCCUUAUAUUGAUUGUGAAUGCGAUUGUCGGGAUUUGGCAGGAGAGCAACGCCGAGAAGGCCUUGGAAGCGUUGAAGGAAAUCCAGUCAGAGCAUGCUGCUGUAGUAAGAGAUGGGAAGAAGAUUUCCAGCCUCCCUGCUAAGGAACUUGUCCCUGGGGAUAUUGUGGAGUUGAGGGUCGGUGAUAAGGUGCCUGCAGAUAUGCGGGUUGUCAGUCUGGUCAGCUCUACGCUAAGGGUCGAGCAAGGCUCUUUGACGGGAGAGAGUGAAGCUGUGAGCAAGACUGUUAAACCUGUUGCCGAGCAUACUGAUAUCCAGGGCAAAAAAUGUAUGGUUUUUGCUGGAACGACAGUGGUGAAUGGUAACUGCAUGUGCUUGGUCACUGGCACUGGAAUGAACACUGAGAUAGGGAAGGUGCAUUCACAAAUUCAUGAAGCUGCCCAGCACGAGGAAGAUACACCGUUGAAGAAGAAGUUGAAUGAGUUGUUGGGAGAGGUUCAAUAGUGGAUCAUAUACCACAACACUAACAAUAUAUUGGUCGUGCAAAGAAGAAUUAUCCUCUGAAGACUGAACUAAUAUUUUGAAACCUUACUGCAAAUAAGGCUAAAAUGUUCACGAUUGGUUCGUUGAAAUUCUGAAAGCAAAAAAUGUCAAUUAAGAUCAAAUUAACUACUUUAACAUGGAUAUGGUCGUGAUUAGUUGAUUAAGUUUAGUGUAGUAGGGAGAGAGAUGAUUAUUAUUAGUAUUGUGGCCAUUCUUGACGAACUAAGCAAAAAAAGAUAGAAAAUGGUAGUCGGAGAAGAUCGUAUAGUUGUUGCAAUAUGGAUUUGAGUGUUGAGGUAAAAAAAAAAAAAAUGUCAAAACACAACAUAGUGUGGUACGUACACUAUGUCAGUGCAAUAACGGUGUGGGACGGUG